Messenger RNA from Sphaeroforma arctica JP610, 1377 nucleotides. RefSeq lists its product as hypothetical. The record is from RefSeq and is a predicted model, not a curated record. The transcript has 5 exons. NCBI's taxonomy places the organism in Eukaryota, Ichthyosporea, Ichthyophonida. Bases 1 to 1377 code for a protein of 458 amino acids.
AUGCCGGAGCGAAAUUAUCUUAAACAUGCAUUGGCUGGUGUGGCUGAGGCAGAUACGCUAGGCGAUGUUCUAGAUGUAACAUCUGCCAUCGCGCGUAAGUCGUAUGCAACACCGGGCCUGCCCAGUUUGGGCUGGGAGACUCUCACCAAAUUGUCCAGCUUGCAUUGGGUGAUAGCUAAGUGUCGCUCUGCUGCUUUAAAGAAGGCGGCGCCAAAUGAAUCCCGCUUGAUGUUACUUGACGCGAAUACCUCGGACUAUGAAGUUGGGCAGUUGAAUGAUUCUAAUGCCACCAACGCGAUAUCCGAAGGUGUUUCACUCGCCGUUGCCAUCACCCCAAGCAGAUUUCAAGCGGGGAUCGAAAACAGUGAGCGAACUCGAUUAGAGUUGGAGCUAGAGCUCGUCAAGCUUAAGCUCGGGAACCUACAAUUGCAGAAUACAGAACUCAAAAACGAAGCCGCGUUAGCACAGGGAUACAAACAAAGUCAUAGUGAGCAGAAUAAUAAAUACCUACUUUUCCUGUUGCCAUCACCCAAUCAUGCUCGCGACAAGACUGAGAGACUGAAUCAAGCCAUAGAACGAUUACUACUGAAAAAUUCUGAAGUUUCCGAAACUCGGAUCGAGUGUCAAGAUCUAGCUGGGCGCUUGGCUUCAUUGCAGGCACUGCAUGAGGGUACGCUGACAGAGCUUUGCAAAGCGCGCCGAAGAGAAUGUCAUAUACGAGAAGAACUGAAAAUGUCUUCAGCGACUGUGAAUAGGCUCACAUCCGCUAUAGAGAUACAGGCAUGUAAGUUGAGAAAACUUGCGGAUGUACAGACUGAGAAUGAUCGCCUGAUAGCAGCAAUAAAUGAGUCCAGUGCUCUGGGUAAACGCUUUGCUCAAGAGUUGGAGACUUGCAAAGCGGAUGCGGCACAAAAAGAAAAAGUUUUGCAGUCUAAUUAUGAUACUCUAGUGGGGAGCAAACAGGAAUCUGAAGUGCUGUUACAGAAAGCCGAGGAUCGCCUGAAGCAGAAGUGCCUCACAAUCAACGAGCUUGGUGAAGAGCUGGCCAGUAUACGCGUGAUGUCCUCUAAGCUUGAACUGCAGAUAAGGCAUGCUAUUGUGCACGGAGAAACUCUCCAAGCCGAAUCUGAGGACAUGAAGUUACGGGCAGACACGCUUGAAUUGGAGCUUCAAGAACUGAGGAAAUUCAAAGCCUUCAUACAUAACUUCUCUGGGGGCUCGUACAGGAAUGCAUCCGCAGUGAAUUCGAUCGUUGACCACUCGGAAAAUCAGGAAAAUUGCAAUCCGGAGAUGCAGCGGCCAAAGUCCAAGCCUGGAAUGAAUUCAUCUAUUGUUUCGCAGCAGACAGGGAUUGGGGACAAUAAUUUUCAACACUGA